Molecule: messenger RNA, 1842 nt
Organism: Vigna unguiculata (cowpea)
Lineage: Eukaryota; Viridiplantae; Streptophyta; Magnoliopsida; Fabales; Fabaceae
Gene: ABF3
Product: abscisic acid responsive elements-binding factor 3
Biological process (GO): positive regulation of DNA-templated transcription
Cellular component (GO): nucleus
Molecular function (GO): DNA-binding transcription factor activity
Source: RefSeq, a predicted model, not a curated record
AGAGAAAAGUCCAAUAAUACGCAGCAGUGAGAGAGAGUGUGUUCUUAAAUUCGGACCCGUGUCGAGGCGGCACUACACAAGACACUUGUCGACACCACCACACUCCCCAAUUUCAAGAUCGCUGCGACACGACACUCCUUACUCCUAGAGAGUCCAACAACGCGUUUGAUCAGUGAAUGAACAAAAACACUCACCCGAGUUGUUCUGAAUCCAAGGAAACCAUUCCAAAUCAGUGUCUGAAAACACCCCACGAUCUACUGAGGCAUGAUUGCUACCUAAGACAAAGCUUGCUUAAGUAAAGCUCUAACGUCUGCUUCAAGGUUUGGAAAGUGAAAGCAAAGAUGAACUUCAGGAACUACGAUGAUAAUAACCCCACUUGGGAUGCCAUGCAUGGGAAGACACCGUCGGCAAAUGUUGGUUCUCUGCUGAGACAGCCAUCAUCAGUAUACUCCCUUACAUUUGAUGAGUUUCAGAGCACCAUGGGUGGGGUUGGGAAGGAAUUUGGGUCCAUGAACAUGGAUGAACUCUUGAAGAACAUUUGGACAGCUGAAGAGACUCAGGCCCUGGCAUUUUCAGCUGGUAUAGGAGAAGGCCACAACCUUAACUCAGUCAGUGGUGGUUUGCAAAGACAGGGUUCUUUGACAUUGCCAAGGACUCUUAGUCAGAAAACAGUAGAUGAGGUUUGGAGGGACUUGAUCAAAGAUAGUGGUGGGACCAAUGAUGGGAAUGGCAAUGGCAAUGGCAAUGGUGGUUCAUCCAUUCCUCAAAGGCAACCAACAUUGGGAGAAAUGACCUUAGAGGAGUUUUUGGUGAGAGCUGGGGUGGUGAGAGAAGAUGUGCCUCAACAACAACAAAUUGGAAAACCAAAUAACAGUGGAUGGUUUGGUAACUUUCCUAGACCAAACAAUAACAAUGGCCUACUUCUUGGUUUCCAACAACCUAAUAGAAGUAAUGGGAAUAUGGGUGAGAGGGUGGUGGAGACCAACAAUAACUUAGCUCCCAAACAACCUCCUCCUUUACCUCUAAACUCAAACCACUCUCACCGACCGACACAACAUCCACCACCACUUUUUCCAAAGCCUGCAAAUGUAGCUUUUGCUGCUCCUAUGCAUUUGUUGAAUAGUGCUCCACUUGCUAGCCCUGGCAGAAGAGGAGGGUUGAUUGAGCAUUCAUUGAAUGUUGGAAUGGUUGGUUUAGCCUCGGGUAAUCCAGAGGCUUCUCCCUCAAGGAAAAUAUCAUCAGAUGUAAUUACAAGAACUAAUGUAGACAACUCUUCACUGUCUCCAGUUCCUUAUGCAAUCAACAGGGGAAGAAAAUGCAGCGCUAUAGAGAAAGUGGUUGAGAGAAGACAAAGGAGAAUGAUAAAAAAUAGAGAAUCAGCUGCCAGGUCACGGGCUCGUAAGCAGGCCUACACUUUCGAACUGGAAGCUGAAGUUGCAAAACUUAAGGAAAUAAACAGAGAAUUGCAAAAAAAAACAGGCAGAAAUUAAGGAAAUGCAGAAGAACAAGGAUUCGGACCCUGCAUGCCAGCCAAGGAUAAGUAAAAUACAAUGCUUGAGAAGGACACUGACAGGACCAUGGUAGUGGUAGACAAUGUGAGUAAUUUGUUUGAGUAACAGAUAUACGAAGGAAGUCAUUGUUGUGUCAUAAGGAUCGAAGUAUGUUUGUGAACUGUAAGGUAAUUGCAGCAGUCCAACACUAGAUAGGGUGGUAGCUAGCUAUUAUUAGUUUUAUGUAUAGGAACUAGGAGUGGUGAGUUGUACAUUGUUAAACAUGUAUCUUCAAAUAAUGAAUUAUUAUAUGUGUUUGAAUGCUAUUUUCUUUUCUAUUGCAGGAUGAUAA